Molecule: messenger RNA, 801 nt
Organism: Diaporthe amygdali
Lineage: Eukaryota; Fungi; Ascomycota; Sordariomycetes; Diaporthales; Diaporthaceae
Exons: 1
Coding region: 1-801 (266 amino acids)
Source: RefSeq, a predicted model, not a curated record
AUGAGGAGCUGGGCAAAGCACACGAGACUCGUGGGACCUCACCGCAGCUCACCGACGCACACCACCACCAUUACCUCAACGGGGCGCCACCUGCAACAGCACCCAGCACCAGGAGGAGUCCACGCCCGCGCCCAGCCUCGACGGCGGCCUUCCCUCCCCAUCGUCAGCCGCGUCUACCCACAGCUGCUACCACACCAUUACUACCACCACAACCGCCAGCAGCGAGCCCCCACGCCCGCGGUGGUAGGGAGCACCCCGGCCGCAGCCCGCGGCAUAAUGACAGUGACAGGAAGCCCCGCAGGAGGCGCGAGCACGUCAGCCGCGCCCGGGAGCACACAAGAUGGGCCCUCGCCCGCGGCGGCCAAUCACGCCGCGCGCCCGGCCCCAGGCGCGCCAGAUCCGUCUGGGGCCGCAGCAGGGCACGCCGCAGAUCACGGCGAGAAUGCAGGCGAGCGUGAGGCGGCAGGGGGAGGAGCAGGAGAAGCAGCAGCAGCAGCAGCAGCAGCAGGGGUUGUGGAUGGAGAAGGAGGUGGGAGUGGCGGCGGCGACGUGAAGACCCUCCCGGCGCCAACAGAGGGCGGGAACGUGCAGACCCUCGAGGUCGACGGGAAACCUAUCAGCUUGGACCACAUGGGCCCUAUGGUUGUUCACAAGGACGGCACGCUGUCAAGGAUCAACAACUGGGGGGAGAUGACUGAAAUUGAGCGUCAGAACACGCUGCGGAUACUGGUGAAGAGGAACCAGGUCAGAUUGGGUGCCUUGAGGCAAGGUUUGCAGACAGAGGAUAAUGAGACCAAGUAG